Molecule: messenger RNA, 420 nt
Organism: Triticum turgidum subsp. durum (durum wheat)
Lineage: Eukaryota; Viridiplantae; Streptophyta; Magnoliopsida; Poales; Poaceae
Source: the annotation of a GenBank genome assembly
AUGGCGGGCGUGCGCGCCGGGACGGGGGCGUUGGGCUCUGUCAUCGUCAAGCUCGCCGCCUUCCUUGGCGACGAGUACACGAUGCUCAAGCGGGUGCGUAAGGACAUCGCGUUCCUCGAGCGCGAGCUCCGCAGGAUGCAGAUCCUGGUGAACACGCUGGCGGACAUGGAGGGGCUCGACGUGCUGGCCAAGGACUGGAAGGGCAGCAUGCGCGACCUCAGUUAUGACAUGGAAGAGUGCAUCGACCGCUUUAUGCUCCGUCUCGGGAACGGCGACACCAAGCCCAGGUUCAGGAAGAAGACAGUACGCCAGCUCAAGACGCUCUUUGAGCGCCAUGGAAUCGGCUCCCAGAUCAAGGAGCUCAAGGCCCGUGUCGAGGAGGAGAACCAACGGCGGCAGAGGCUAAACCUCGACAAGUAG